GGCGGGGCGUCGACACAGGACAGUGAACGCUCGAGCUGCAUUAGUGCGCCAUCGCGCUUUGAACAGUCAUGUGAUUCCAUUGAACUUGGUCCAUUGUUAUUGGAUGAGAAGCUCAACUUGGCGUUGAGGCUCCUGGGAUCCAAUACUACGGAGCAAACAGUGGUCGAAUUGCAGAUGUUGAAGGCUGGACACUAUACUUUAAGGAUAAAAAUGGCCAUGUGUCCUGGAUUCUUGGAAGAAUUUUCAUCCUGACCACUGUCCUGGAUCUAUACCGUCAUAGGAAAAAGUGACUCAUCUCUUGGCAAAGAAAGACUUUGGUGAUUUUAUUUUUCUCUGGACGGUAUUUGAGAAGUCAUCAUGCCUAUUCUGAAGCAGCUUGUGUCCUCGUCCUCCCAGUCGAAACGGCGUUCUCGUGCUGACCUGACUGCAGAGAUGAUCAGCGCACCUCUGGGAGACUUCCGUCACACUAUGCACGUGGGUCGAGGAGGCGACGCGUUCGGGGACACCUCCUUUCUUAGCAGCCGCUCAGGGGAGCCACCAAAGGAGCCGGAGGUACAGCAGAGCUCACCUAAACAGAGCCUCCUUUCUCGUACUUUCCGAAGCAGCAAGCGCUCGCAGUCGGCCAAUCGUGACAAGCCUGACAUAUCCAAACUGGCGCCCCCUGGUGGCUCACCGAGUUAUGUAAAAAACGCAAUCUCACUGCCAUAUUUGAAUGACGAUGACACAGGACGAGGUACUGGAAUCCACGUUCCCAAGAGCGUGUCCUCAAGUCCUUUAAAGAAACUUCCAGAAGACCAAGUAAAGCCGCUUAAUGGAGCCACGGCGUCCGCUGUAUCAGACUUGGAGCUGGACGAGAGGAGUUUCGGAGAGCUGACUGACUUGCGUCCAUCGGUUCCUUACACCGGAGGCAUGAAACAUGCCGAGUCCAUCAUGUCCUUCCACAUUGAUCUGGGUCCCUCCAUGCUGGGUGACAUCCUGAGUGUGAUGGACAAGAAGGGCAUUGACGAUGACGAUCUGGGAUUUGAAGAGGGGAAGAGUAGCGAGGGACGCAGCUCGCCGCCCCAAAGCCCUCCCAACGAGGUGGAAGAAGAGGACCCUCUUCCUCCAAUCCGGCCCCCACGCCAAAGGCCAGGCAUCAACCCUUACACUCCAGAGCUCCAAACCAGGAACCAUCAAAACCUGGACAGCUGUUCCCUCUCCAGUUCAGGGUCCACCGUGCUAGAUGAAAAAUCCCACAAUCAGAUGUAUGAGGGGAACACGAACAACAUCAAGUACAGCUCACCUCGAGUUCAAGACGACAGGGACUUCUCCUACAUGGAUGAUGACGACGAUGAUGACGAGAUUAGGGUGUAAAGUGAACCAUAAGGUGCCAGAACAGUCUUUGCAAAGACUAAAAGAAAUGGUGGAGGUGGGUUGUGGUCAAUUAAAGCUCUUACACUGACUUGGAGGACUGAUUUUAUAAUGGAGAUGAAAGGGAAAACGUAUGUUUUAGCCCUUGCUAAAGGCUUUUUCACUACAUUUUCUAGAUCAGGUAUAUAAACCCUCUGUUACUAGUGACUUUCACCAGAGCCACCACAGCUGUGAGAGGAAUGUGCUUGCGUGUUUGCAUAUGCCAUGGCGAGGGAAUUACAUUUCAAAUGGUAAUUACAGUCUCGUGAGUAUCAUUAAUGAAUUCCAGUGUUGACCACUUGGAAUGCUGAUACAGGAGGUUUGUUUGGAACCAAGCCCCACAUUCUCGCAUGAUCGACGCAGUACUCUUGCUUAUGCCUUUAAACUUAAAGAAAAUA
Messenger RNA from Sinocyclocheilus anshuiensis, 1787 nucleotides. RefSeq names its product cdc42 effector protein 4-like. The record is from RefSeq and is a predicted model, not a curated record. Gene Ontology annotation, biological process: positive regulation of actin filament polymerization; positive regulation of pseudopodium assembly; Rho protein signal transduction. The coding region runs from base 358 to 1353 and encodes 331 amino acids. Gene Ontology annotation, cellular component: cytoplasm; plasma membrane; cytoskeleton. Gene Ontology annotation, molecular function: small GTPase binding. The transcript is spliced from 3 exons. NCBI's taxonomy places the organism in Eukaryota, Metazoa, Chordata, Actinopteri, Cypriniformes, Cyprinidae.